GCGCACGGACCGUCCCGAGAAGAGAAGCUGCGAGAGUUCUCCUAGAGGAUCUAGCUUUUAACAGUGUGCUUGGGUCAAUGAGAUGUCAAUUGACUCUGGAAGUCUCUGCCAAUCAUCACUGUAUGGAGAGUGAGGCUGAGUUUAUGCUGCCGUUGAUGCCGGCCACUAGGACUCCGAGUGCCUCAUGCAAUGCCCACCUUUCACUGUCCCCCUGACUUGGUAACCAUGGAUAUCCAAGUGCAGCCCAACCUCCACUACGGGGUCAACGGAGGUCACGAGAGCACCGCUGGCAACCGUGCACGAUCCUCUGAUGAUGACACGCUGCAGUUUCUGAGUCGGGAGGAGAAAGAAUGCAUCCUUUUUUUCGAGGAGACUAUCGACUCCCUGGAGGAGUCCCUAAAGGAGGAGGAGAGGCCAGCCCAAGGCCAGGGGGCGGCUCUCUCCUCAGGUAGCAACACACCUGUGGAAGACGGAUCCAUCCCCCCCAGCCCCGUCCAGGCGUCCACACCUGUGACGGAACACCCGCACAGCCGGCGAGACAGUGACAUCAUUGACCUGGUCAACUCCACCUCAAACCACACGAUGCCAGAUUUCCAGAGUCUGGCCAUGGCUCCUGAGUCCCACUUUGAGAUGAAGGCCCGGCGAGAGCCGAUGGACAACUUCCCCUCGGAGUACCACCUCACCGCAUCCAGCGCGUCCACCGGGAACGGAGAGGACGGCGGAGGGAGCGGCGGGUACCAGCCGCCACCGGGGUCCAUCCCCACGCCCGUCCUCAUCGCCCAGAAGCUGGCGGAGCACCAGGGGGACGCCUCUGCUGGGACCACUCUGCCGUCCAUGCUGGUCAAGCGGAGGAGGAGUCUGGACUCCACCCGACCUGUUCCCGCGACGACAGGGAUGACGCUGCCAUCGUCUCCAGAAGAGGCAGUCAAGCAGGGCCCGCCAACGUCGGCCAAGCCCACAAACAGAAACCCGUUGCUGGGUAACAGGGAUUUGAACCACGAAGUUGCCAUGCGAGCGCUGGACCGACGCGCGCGCAUGCCCCCGAUGGAGGGUGGGGAGCCGCCGUGCGUGCGGAACCUGCCCACGCGCAGCGUCUCGUUCCGCGACCCGACGCCGGACAAGUCGCGCAUGGAGGCGCUGUCCAAGCUCGGCCUGGUGCGGGGGCGAGCCAAGUCCAUCACUCCAACCGUGGAGCCCGGCGCCGAACCCAAACACAUAUCCCCCACCGCAACAGUCACCACCGCCGCCACCACCUCCUCCUCUGCGCCCAGGACUGAAAUCCACACCGAUUUUAACCGCUUUGGAGGGAAGUCGACCGUAGUGACCCCUUCGCCGAUGCCCCCAGCUGCUCCAGAUGCCCUGUCUUCUCCUGUGUCCCCCACCAGCGCAGACGUGGCCUCCAGGGACUUCAACAGCUACGGGGGCAAGACCAUCGUGGUGGUGCCAACAGUGGCCACCUCCAGUAGGGGGGCAGUGGACCCAGCCCCUGCCCCUGCCCCUGUCCCUGCCCCCGCCCCUGCCCCCAACUACCCCCCUCCUCUGGCUCACUUCUCCUCCCAGCCAGCCAAGACGGAUACCCCAGCCGCAGAACUCAACAGCUACGGGGGCAGGACAAAGACUAUCGUCCCUGCCUCCGCGUUGGCAAGAACGGACGUCACAGAUGGUCCAGCGAGCCAGCAGCAGGACACCCGGGCCAGCGUGCAAACCCACUCGCCCUCUCCACCAGCUACCGUCAGGGAUGCGCCCUCCAACACCUCCAACCUAGCCAAUGCUAACGCUAGCACUAGCAUGAGCGCUACUUACACAAGCACCAGCCAUUACUAUGGAGGUAAGAGUAAAGUGAUCAAUCCAGCACCACCGGUGGUGCCCAAGGUGGACCCCCACCAGCCUGAAGCCCAGGCGGCAGUCCAAGACAACAGGACCAGAGCCAGACCAGAAGUUACGGUGAGCCGGGAGAACAGCUUUGGCAGCCGCACCCGCGUGGUGGUGCCGGGUCGGGGUGGGGGUGGUGGUGCGCGGGGCAAGUCGGCCACCCUCCCCCCGACGACGGCACCCAAGCCGCCCAGCCCUCACCGAGCGCAGCCCCCGAGGCUGCCGUCGCCGAGCAGGGUCACCAGCAAGCCGUCGUUCCGCUCGCAGGGCAUCACCGUCCAGUUCUCCGGCCGCGGCGCCACCGACGACUCCAGACGCGAGGCGCUCCGCAAGCUGGGUCUGCUCAAGAAUGCGUCAUUACUGUGAGACACACACACACACACGCUAUCUCUCUCUCUCAGACACCUGUGUGUGUGUGUAAGAGUAAAUUGUGUGCACCACAACAGUUACAACAGCAGGACAAUAAAAGGACACUGAACUAAAAGAACACUAAAAGAACUUCUAAGCGCAGAAUUAGAACACUAAGGACACUGGGACUGUUGGUAUCCCAUCACCUGGAAAGCGCUUGACGUCAGCAGUGGCGGUAGAGAAGGUAGGCAGGCGUCAUCUCAGGUGAAACACCUGUACCCCAAACAGAUGCUCUUAUUACAUCUCCAUCUUCCUUUGGAUAUUUAUAACUUCAGUCUGUGUGUCUAUGUCUGUGCUGGGUUUCGCCUACCCAAACACCUGACUCCUGGAAUCCGUCCACUAUUCUGCCCAAGCCAAGAUGGCUUGCACUCAUUGGAUCCAAAAUGGCAAACACUGUUUGGAUCCAAAAUGGCAAACACUGUUUGGAUCCAAAAUGGCAGCACAUACAAUACAAGUAAAUACAUAGGUGGAAACCAGCAUGAGCAGCAAUUUCUGUCUCACCGUCUUACUUCUAGCCUUAUAUAAAAAAAACUCUUGUGUAAAUCAGUCUUCACUUCACACAAACGGGACUGUAAAUUUAGCAUUGAGAGACACUCCAGAGAUCAUCCAACUUUGGUACGUCUGAUAUAUAAAGAAACCUGAUUGGGACUCUUACCUAUGUUGAGGAUACACUUUCUCAGUGGGCAUUAUAACAGCAUAAUGUGACUUUACUGUGUGACGUGGGAUUAUGUAUUUGUUAGAUGUUGCAGAUGGCUAGUUUUAUAUUGCAGGUCAGUUAUUGUAUUGAUUAAGUGAAUGAUGAGCAUGUUACAAGUUUUGGCCAACAGUUAAACACUCCCUGUCAUUGAUGCUAGUGGCUCUAAACAUGAGCCCUUCUAGAGAGAUGUUACCUAUAAAAUGAAGACUGAUGUUUUAAAUGAUCAGCUUAUGCCAAGUCUCGUAAAGCGAGCAACGUCAUUGCCUGCUUGUCCAUGAACAACUUCCGCACAACUUGAAAGAGCAAGGGAAGACUUUGUAAGAUCAUAAGAUCUAAAUGGGGGCUAAACAGGGAUCGCUGAGUUUUCAUCUUUAUCUAGUUUACACAAUCUUACCUCACGCGAGCCACGGUGGUUGUUCUCUGUUUCUGAAAUACACUUUCAGUCAAGGCCUGCACGUACAGCUGUACUAUGUGUUCCUCUCUGGGAUUCACCCCACCCCACCCACAAACCCACCCCACCCCCACUCUGUUCCUUCAAGUGCCUUGCUCUCAACACAUACGUGUUAGACGCAAGUGCAAACACCAGCACUUGGAAGAAGGAGCAUGCACGCGUGUGUGUGUGUGUGUGUGUGUGUGUGUGUGUGUGUGCAGCCCGGCCUCACAGAUGGCUGGGUGUCUGGAGAGCAGUGGAGUUUUUAUUUUUAAACCCCAGAGCUGCAGCCACCGACGCUGCUUCUGAUUCGGACUCUGAUGCUGCAGCUGGGAGUUGAAGCCGCCCACUCAAACCACAGAGGCGCUGGAGCCGAGACGUUUACUACUCCUGUGGCCGCUGGGCCCUGCACAGACCGGGGAGGGUGGAGGGCAGAGGGUGGAGGCGGGCUGGAGAGGUGGAGGGGGUAAAAGAAUGCUCGUCUGGCGCCCUGCUCCAGUGUACCGUGGUCAGAGAAGCUGAGCUGUAACGGCCUCCAGGAAGAGGGUCAACGGAAUGCUUCAACGGAACGGAACUGCUUUGUUCCAUUCUGUUGUGUUCUGUUGUGUUCUGAGGUGCAUUCAAAUUCGCAAACACAGGCGAGCGUUCACAAACGUUUUCUGUUUGCCUUGAGUUUUAAAACAACAGUUUGAGGAGGUAGUUGGACAUUGAGAUUAAAGAAACAUUGUUAAAAUGUAUAUGUAUCUGAAUCUGACAUUUUCACUGCAAACGUUUACCUCUGUUCAACGAAUCUGAACGCACCUCUCUUGUGUGUGUGAGGUAGUACUUAUGCCAUGUAGCUCUAAUGCCAUGUGUCUGAAAUAUGCAAUCAUUUGGUCUGCUGCUGCUCUCGCUCCUUAUGGCCAGUGCCCUGCUAGUGAAAGAUCCCUAUGUGUGUGUGUGUAUGUGUGUAUGAGAGAGAGAGAGAGAAAGGUGUGUGUGUGUGUAUGAGAGAGAGAGA
Alosa alosa (allis shad) is the source of this 4407-nucleotide messenger RNA. RefSeq names its product mucin-5AC. The coding region runs from base 190 to 2238 and encodes 682 amino acids. Lineage: Eukaryota; Metazoa; Chordata; Actinopteri; Clupeiformes; Clupeidae. The transcript is spliced from 4 exons. The record is from RefSeq and is a predicted model, not a curated record.